AUGGCAACUUCCAUUGUUUCUCUCUCAAAUCCAAUCUUCAUUCUAAUAAUCACAGCUCUAUUUCUUCUUCUUUCAGUCUACAUCUACAAUCAGCCACAAAAAAAAGGGAAGACCACCAAGAAGUAUCAUCCGGUUGGUGGGACUAAGUUUCAUCAGUUUAUCCACUUUCGUAGGUUGCAUCAUUAUUGUACUGAUCUGGCUAGAAAAUACAAAACUUAUAGAAUAUAUAGCCCUCAUAAUAGUGAGAUUUAUACAACUGAUCCUGCAAAUGUGGAGUACAUCCUCAGGACAAAUUUCGACAAUUAUGGCAAGGGAUCGUUUAUGAACCACACCCUAAAGGAUCUACUUGGCGAUGGAAUAUUCACAGUUGAUGGUGACGAGUGGAGAGAACAGAGGAAGGUAUCGAGCCACGAAUUCUCUAAGAAAGUGUUGAGAGAUUUUAGCGGUGUAGUCUUCACUGAAAACACUAUAAAAGUCGGCAACAUUUUGUCAAAAGCAUCAAAUAGCAACCAAACAGUCGAUAUAACUGACUUGUUUAUGAAAUCAACAACUGAUUCAAUAUUCAAAGUUGCUUUUGGAAUCGAUUUUGAUAACAUUAGUGGCUCAAAUGAAAAAGGAGCUAGAUUCUGUCGUGCAUUUGAUGAUGCAAAUGAAUUGGUACUUCGAAGAUUUUUUGACUUAUCAUGGAAGAUCCAGAAGUUUUUCAAUAUUGGGCCCGAAGCAGAGUUAAAGAAAAAUAUCAAAGUGAUUGAUGACAUCAUUUAUAAGUUGAUUCAGACCAAGAUUGAAAAAAUGAGAGAGGGAAACGAUGAUACUUUGUUGAAGAAACAAGACCUUCUUUCGAGGUUUUUGCAGAUCAAGGAUAUAGAUCAAAAGUACGUACGAGAUAUAGUUGUAACGUUUGUUCUUGCUGGUAAAGAUCCUAUAGCAACUAGUUUGUAUUGGUUCAUUUACAUGCUCUGCAAACAUCCUCAAAUUCAAGAUAAGGUGGCAAAAGAAAUUAAAGAAGCAACCAACAUGAGCAUGAAAGAAUUAGAGAUCACAGAUGUUGCGGAGUUUGCAACGCGUGUGACCGAGGAAGCCCUUGACAAGAUGCAAUAUCUUCAUGCAGCUCUAACAGAAACCAUCAGACUCUAUCCUGCCUUGUCAAUGGACCCAAAGACAUGUUUUUCAGAUGAUGUUCUACCAGAUGGUGGUUUUGUGAAGAAAGGAGAAGUGGUAGUUUACAUGCCAUAUGCAAUGGGAAGGAUGACAUUCAUAUGGGGUGACGAUGCACUUGAGUUUAAACCAGAAAGAUGGCUCGAUGAGAAUGGUGUCUUCCAUCCAGCGAGCCCCUUUAAAUUUACAGCUUUUCAGGCGGGACCACGAACUUGUAUGGGGCGAGAUUUCGCGUAUAGGCAGAUGAAGAUAUUCUCUUCUAUCUUGUUGGGUUGCUUCGCGUUCAAGUUGAGUGAUGAAAGCAAAAUCCCACAUUACAGAACCAUGAUUAAUCUUCAGAUGGAUGGUCCACUGCAUAUUUCUGUUUCCAAAAGAUACGGAGCAGACAAAUCUGAAAGCAAUAACGGUAAAGAUCUGAUAUAAGGGCGUAUGUUGGAGAUCACCAUGUUCUUGACUAUGUCAUGUUGUGUUGCAAUGAUUAUUUUGUACUACUAGUAUUUGAAAUUGUGAACCAAUGUUUUAAGUUGUUGUGACGUUUUAACUAUUCUUCUACGAUGUGGUGAAAAGUUUGUAGUGAUUAAGUUGUGCCACGAGAUAUUGCAUUGAAUCUUGUAUUGUAUGCUACUAAAUUUCAUGUAAUUUGCAUUGUAAACCAACGUUGAAGUUGUUAGAUGUUUUAGCAAUUUUGUUACGUUAUGAUGACUGGAUUUUAUGAU
Molecule: messenger RNA, 1874 nt
Organism: Cynara cardunculus var. scolymus (artichoke)
Lineage: Eukaryota; Viridiplantae; Streptophyta; Magnoliopsida; Asterales; Asteraceae
Product: cytochrome P450 704C1-like
Exons: 7
Coding region: 1-1581 (526 amino acids)
Molecular function (GO): heme binding; oxidoreductase activity, acting on paired donors, with incorporation or reduction of molecular oxygen; monooxygenase activity
Source: RefSeq, a predicted model, not a curated record